AAACCCAUGAAGAAAACCCACAUUGAAGAAAAACCAAGAAGAAAAACAAUGUUGAAGAAAAACUACAUUGAAGAAAAACCAAGUUUAAAGGUUAGUAUUAUGUUUGUGACUACUUUGGGAACAGAAGAUUGUUUACUUUAG
Cetraspora pellucida is the source of this 141-nucleotide messenger RNA. The record is from the annotation of a GenBank genome assembly. NCBI's taxonomy places the organism in Eukaryota, Fungi, Glomeromycota, Glomeromycetes, Diversisporales, Gigasporaceae.